Messenger RNA from Vigna angularis (adzuki bean), 2597 nucleotides. RefSeq names its product two-component response regulator-like APRR1. Gene Ontology annotation, molecular function: protein binding. Gene Ontology annotation, biological process: phosphorelay signal transduction system; cytokinin-activated signaling pathway. Bases 520 to 2193 code for a protein of 557 amino acids. NCBI's taxonomy places the organism in Eukaryota, Viridiplantae, Streptophyta, Magnoliopsida, Fabales, Fabaceae. The record is from RefSeq and is a predicted model, not a curated record. The transcript is spliced from 6 exons.
GUUGAAUGAGAAAGAUCUGAGGGUGACGUGGCCUUCUCUCUAUCUCUACCCAACUAUCCACUCUCUCUCUCUUCCAUGCUCUUGCGCUUUUCCUCUUCCCUUUCCACGUCCUUUUCUCCGCUAUGCCACGCCCCGUGCGCACUGCCCAGUCCGGCGCACAUUAGUCACCCUUUUUUUAAUCGCUUUUCUCCAAAUAAACAAAGCUGAGGUUACCAUGCUUCGUUUCGCCGACUCCUCUCACCCAAUUAUAACCAACCAUCGUUUCCUUCCACUCUUUUGCGCCUUUUGCUAACGUGCGCCGUCAGAACGGUGCCCCUUGAUCUUCCUCGGUUUUGUUGGAUUGCUGGGUGAGUGAGUGAGCUUUUGAUUUGAUGAUGGUUUUGGUUGGCAAGUUGCGUUGCGGAAAUGGAGGGGUCUGGUUGUGAGAGUUCUCUAGCGUCGUCGAUUUUAUGUCAGGGUAGUGGGUGAGUGAGUGUGUGAUUUUGUUUUUUUUUUUUAAAUUGAUAUUUUGAGUUGGAUAUGGAGUCUGGUGAGGAGAUUAAUUUGAAUAUAGAAAGUGGUGGUGGAAAUAAUGGGAAGAGUGGUGAUGGGUUCAUUGAUAGAAGUAAGGUGCGGAUUUUGUUGUGCGAUAACGAUUCCAGGAGUUCUCAAGAGGUCUUCACGCUUCUUUUGAGGUGUUCUUAUCAGGUGACUUUAGUAAAGUCGCCGAGACAGGUAAUUGACGCGCUGAAUGCAGAGGGGCAACAUAUAGAUAUCAUACUGGCUGAACUUGACCUUCCAACAAAGAAGGGCAUGAAGAUGUUGAAGUACAUAGCACGGGAUAAAGAGUUUCGCAGAAUCCCUGUUAUAAUGAUGUCCGCACAAGAUGAGGUAUCCGUUGUUGUUAAGUGCUUGAGACUUGGAGCUGCUGACUAUCUAGUAAAGCCCUUACGUACUAAUGAACUAUUAAAUUUGUGGACGCACAUGUGGAGACGGAGGCGCAUGCUUGGACUUGUAGAGAAGAACAUCUUGAAUUAUGAGUUUGAUCUUGUAGCAUCAGAUCCCAGUGAUGCCAAUACAAACAGUACCACCUUGUUCUCUGAUGACACAGAUGACAAGUCCAAGAGAAGCAACAAUCCAGAGGUGGGAUUGUCAGUCCAACAAGAGCAAGAGUCUACUAUUGCUGCUGUUGAGAAACCUCUAGAUGCUCAUGCAUCAGAACACGGGCCUGAAGUUGAUGGAUUUCAUGAUCAUCGAACAGCACAUUUUUCAUCUGGUCCGAAGAAGAGUGAACUAAGGAUAGGGGAGUCAUCAGCCUUUUUCACGUAUGUCAAAGCAUCUAUACUGAAGAGCAAUUUUGAAGGGGUUGUUAACGUAGACAACCAUGGUGCUGCACAUGUGAGGAUGGAAGUUAUGCAUCAAGCAUGUGCUCAACAAGGGGUUAAUGACCUUCAAACACGUGAAAAUGGAGAGACUUGUGAAAGUCAAUCGCAAGAUGACUUACCAAGCAGCAGUAGUAUACCUGAUUCUCUCUCUAUGGAAAGGUCUUGUACUCCGCCUGCAUCAGUGGAAGUUUCCCCGCAAAAGCACAAGGAAGCAAAUUUCCAUCAGGGUGUGAUGCAUCCAAGAAAUGGGACUCAUUGUUCUGAGCAUGAAGUAUCUGGCAUGUCUUCCCAACAUACUUAUCCAUAUUAUAUUUCAGGAGUUGUUAAUCAUGUCAUGAUGCCUUCGUCUGCACAAAUGUAUCACCAGAAGAAUAUGCAGGACCUACAGAAUCAUCCUAGUGCAGCUAUGAUUGCUCAAUACAGUCAUCUUCCCCAAGGUGGUCCUCACGGACCAGGGAUGACAUCUUUCCCAUACUACCCAAUGAGUAUAUGCUUACAACCUGGUCAGGUUUCUCAACCCCAUUCAUGGCCAUCAUUUGGCAGCUCAAGUUCAUCAGAAGCAAAAUUAAGUAAAGUUGACAGGAGAGAAGCAGCACUGAUGAAGUUCAGACAGAAAAGGAAAGAGCGCUGCUUUGACAAGAAAAUUAGGUAUGUUAACCGGAAACGACUUGCUGAAAGACGGCCUCGAGUGAGGGGACAGUUUGUCAGAAAAUUAAACAGUGCCAAUGUUGAUCUCAAUGGACAGCCUGCAUCAAUUGACUAUGAUGAAGAUGAUGAAGAGGAUGAAGAUGACCAGGGAGCAAGAGAUUCUUCUCCUGAGGAUGCUUGAGCAUGUCAAAAUUACUACUUUUACUUGACAAAAUGAAGGGUUAAAUCCAUUUCUUCCUUCACUGAUAUUGCAUUGUCAAAAGGAUUCCUUACUUUUGCGGAAAGUUCUGACCAAAGCAUAAAAUUAUUAGCAUGAGCAUGUGCACGUGCUCUCAUGUAUCUGGGGUGUUCAUCCAAUAUGUACCCUCAUCUUUUACAGUUGAAACAAGCUCUUGCCUUUGCAUUAGCAGCUCACUGAAUGAUCCAUCCUUCUGACCUAUUUCUGAAGGUAUUACCUCCUGCUGGUUAAUGUCCACUGCGGCUGAGAGUAUCAUGCUUACUUUUUAUUGAAACAGUUACAAGCAGCUUGUUCCUGCUUAUUUUAUGGAGAAAUGUCAUGACAUUUUAAAAAGUUGACCUGAGAAA